AUGAGUUCACUAUGCUGUUCACCUCCUGCUAAAGAAUCUCUGUGGCUGAAUGUUGUCGUGAAAGAGGAGAAGGAAGCGGAGGUUGUUACAGUGAAACAAGAAGUAGAGGAAGAGGAGGUUGUUACAGUGAAACAAGAAGAAGAGGAAGAGGAGGCUGUUACAGUAAAACAAGAAGUAGAAGGUGAGGCUGUUACAGUGAAACAAGAAGAAGACGCUUUCAGAGUGAAAGAGGAAGAGGAGGAACGAGAGAUUACUGUCACAUCGAAAGAAGAGGAGAAGAUAGGAGAUCUGAUUAACACCAAGUCCCCGGGUCGUACCUCUUCUGGUAUCACCUUACUGCUGGGUCUGAAGAGGGUGUCUGUGAGGCUGGUGGACUGCAGGAAAACACUGAGGCGGAGUGGAACUACAAGAGGAGGACAAGAGGAGGAAGAGGGAGAUUUGACACAUCAAA
This is a messenger RNA of Oncorhynchus gorbuscha (pink salmon), 451 nucleotides long. RefSeq names its product proline-, glutamic acid- and leucine-rich protein 1-like. The annotation marks the transcript as partial. NCBI's taxonomy places the organism in Eukaryota, Metazoa, Chordata, Actinopteri, Salmoniformes, Salmonidae. The record is from RefSeq and is a predicted model, not a curated record. The transcript has 2 exons.